CCAAAUUGUGUUUUUAGCGUUUUUUUUUAAUAAUUUUUAAUGAAAUAAUCUUAUUUUUUUAACUAGGAAAUCCUAUUUUUAUCACAUAUUAUAUUUGUAUAAUUCACUCCAAGCCUAAAUCUUAAGAUGUCUGCUGGUAUCGAUCAAAAAGCUUACCUUCAGAAGUAUUUGACUGGUUCAUCAGGUGAAAAGAAGAAAAAGAAAAAGAAAGCAUCUAAAGGAACAGGAUUGAAGAUAAUAGAUGAUGAUUUAGACUUCUCAAAGCUGCGGUCGUUGGAAGGUGAUGAAUUGGAUAUCCUGGAUCAGGGGGAAGAUGCUCCGCAGAUCGCCGGUAUAAUAGACGAGAGGCCGGAGGAAAUAAAGAAAUUGGAAGAGUUCAAAACUACCUCAAAAUGGAGAGUAAUUAACCAGGAUGAUGGUUUCAACAGUAGACUAAAAGUAGAAGAAGUGAAGAGGGACAUAAAGGAAGUUGAAAAAGAAAAUGAAAUUGUAUUUGGCAAAAUGUACAGUGACUCGGAGGAUGAGAAGAAAAAUGAUUCAGAUGCAUCUCCCCCGAGAAAAACACAAAGUAAAAGUAAAAACUCAAAAACAACAAAGAAACCCCAAAAUAAUAGUGAUAGUGAUUUUAGUCCACCCAGAAAGUCACAUAAAAAAGACAGAGGGGAAUCAUCUAGAAAUAAAACAGACAAGAGAAAAGAACAAAGUAAUAGCGAUGCUAGUCCUCCUAGAAAAUCUACAAGACGAGAGAACGGGGAAUCCAGAAAUAAAGAUAGAUCUAGAAAAGAUUGUUACAAAAGUGACAGUGAUGCAAGCCCUCCCAGAAAAACAUCAAAGCAAUAUGAUUCAGAUGUUUCUCCACCAAGGAAAAGUAAAGAAAGUAAAUCUAGAAGUAAGAAUAAUAGUGAUAGUCGUCACAGAAAGAGCACAAAGCAAGACUCUGACACAUGUCCUCCGAGAAGAAAAGAUGCAAAGUCUAGAAAUAAAUAUGACAGCGAUGCUAGUCCUCCCAGAAAGCAUUCCAAGAAGUAUGAUUCUGACACAUCACCUCCAAGAAAAAGUAAGGAAAAUAGAUCUAGAAAAACAUAUGGCAGUGAUGCAAGCCCUCCUAGAAGAAAAAAGAAUAGAGAUUCCGAUUCAGAUCUCUCUCCGCCACGAAAGAGAGAAAAGCCUAAAGAGAGAGUACGAAAGCCUUCAAGAUGGGGUGAUUUUGAAGAACCAAAACCCAGUAAAUACACAAGGGAUGACUCUGAUGCUUCACCACCACGAAGGAAAGAAUCAAGGCAAAACAAAUCUGACUCCGAUGCAUCCCCUCCAAGAAAAAGACCGGAACAAGGAAGUAAUAAGAAAAGAUCUAGAAACAACUCCGACUCGUCCCCGCCAAGAAGGAAUAGAAGGAAUUCUGAUAGUCCACUGCCAACUAAUAAGAAAAUGGCGCGGACUCUUGAAGGCAAGAUGGCGGGACUACAAGACGCUAAAGCUCUUAAGCGAGAGAAUGAAGAGUUCAGGCAGAAAGAAGAUGAAGCUUUCCGGAACAUGUCACAUGAAGUUUCAGGACGGAAUGCCCAAGUUGUUUCUAGAAAGAGCAAACGGGAGACGUCAGAAGAUCGACAGAAGUUGAAAGAGAAAGCUGAAAGACAGAAGGAGUUAGAUGAGAAAUACAAGAAAUGGAGUAAAGGCUUAAAACAAGUGGAGGCCCAACAGGAGCGAGUACAGGACUUCCUCCAUGAAGCCUCCAAGCCGUUAGCGAGGUAUCGUGAUGACAGAGACCUGGAGGCCCGGCUGAGAGAUGAGGACAGAGACGGGGAUCCGAUGCUGCAGUAUGUGAGAGAGAGAAAGAGAGAGCGAGGAGAGAUGGGACCUGAAAAACCAAUGUACAAGGGUAACUUCCCACCGAACAGAUUCAACAUCCGACCAGGCUAUCGCUGGGACGGUGUUGACCGGUCCAACGGUUACGAGUCCAAAUACUUCCAGCAUCAAAGCAAGAGGAAAGCUCAAGAGGAAGAGGCAUAUAAAUGGAGUACUGAGGACCUAUGAUGAAAUAAAUGAUAUCAAAAUGCGGUUGUUUAA
Messenger RNA from Aricia agestis (brown argus), 2067 nucleotides. RefSeq names its product BUD13 homolog. Gene Ontology annotation, biological process: mRNA splicing, via spliceosome. The record is from RefSeq and is a predicted model, not a curated record. Lineage: Eukaryota; Metazoa; Arthropoda; Insecta; Lepidoptera; Lycaenidae. Gene Ontology annotation, cellular component: U2-type spliceosomal complex; RES complex. The coding region runs from base 127 to 2034 and encodes 635 amino acids. The transcript is spliced from 6 exons. Gene Ontology annotation, molecular function: RNA binding.